GAAUCUGGGGAUUCAUAGGCGGGAGUUUCGGCUUGCACUCAAACGUUGACAACGGGAACAUAAAUACCGUUGUGCCAAUGUUAUUGAGCAACAAAAAUGAGCACGAAGCAAGUCACCUGCAGGUAUUUUCUCCAUGGUGUCUGCCGAGAGGGGAAUAGGUGUAUGUUUUCUCAUGAUCUUAAUACCAGUAAACCUUCAACUAUCUGUAAGUUCUACCAGAGAGGUGUCUGCGCGUACGGAGACCGCUGCAGGUAUGACCACAUCAAGCCGGCUGGAGGGGGAGGAGGCAGAGGUGUGCCCAUGGAUCUCCCUAACAGAAACCCCAUUACUGCCGGGGCCUUCAUUCCCCCUGGUGUGUCAGUCCCUGCUACUCCAGGCCCUUCUGCACCCCCAACCAGGCAACAUGGUGGAAAGAAGCCCCUGGUGCUAAGAGAUAGAGCCCUGGGUUGUGACAGCAGAAUGAUGUCCUACAGUGGCGACGGCCCGGCCGUGUCAGAGACAGAGUGUUGGCCAGAGUACCGGGACGACAGUGGUCAUGCCAAGGUGCCUCACUCCUACCUUGACGCCAUCCGGACUGGUCUGGAGUGUUCGGCCAAUGCCAGCCCCUAUCCUGUCCCCCUCCCGGGCCCUAGGGGGCCACAGCUCUGCCCCUACGCUGCUGCAGGACAGUGUCACUAUGGAAACACAUGUCCCUAUCUCCAUGGUGAUCAGUGUGACAUCUGCCGUCUGCAGGUGCUCCACCCACAAGACCCAGAGCAGAGGAGAGCUCACGAGAAGAUGUGUAUGUUGGCUUUUGAAGCAGACAUGGAGAAGGCGUUCGCAGUGCAGAACAGCCAGGAGAAGGUGUGUGCCAUCUGCAUGGAGGUGGUGUAUGAGAAAGCUGCAGCCUCUGAGCGACGCUUUGGGAUUCUCUCAUCCUGCUGCCACACUUACUGCCUCUCCUGCAUCCGCCAGUGGCGCUGUGCUAAGGAGUUUGAAAACAAGAUCAUCAAGUCCUGUCCGGAGUGCAGAGUGGUGUCUGAGUUUGUAAUUCCCAGUGUUUACUGGGUGGAAGACCAGGAUGAGAAGAACCGACUGAUCGAAGAGUUCAAGUUUGGAGUCAGUAAGAAGCAUUGUAAAUACUUUGACCAGGGUCGGGGAACCUGUCCUUUUGGAGCCAAGUGUUUCUACAUGCAUGCUUACCCCGAUGGGACGCGGGCCGAGCCGGACAAACCCCGCAAGCAGCUGGGCUGUGAGGGGAAUGUGAGGUUCCUGAACUCUGUGCGUCUGUGGGACUUCAUCGAAGAACGGGAGCAGCGUGGUGUUGCCCAGCCGCAGGACGACGAGGUCAGCGAACUGAGGGAGCUAUUUAUGCAGAUGUCUGGCCCAGGAGGGGAGGAGAGCAGCGGGGUUUCUGCCCAGCCCUGAGCUCUUUACCAGGGGCCCAAACUACAGUACCUGUUUCCCAGGCCUAACCCUGUCCCAGCCCAACACUCUGACCAAUGGCUCAUAUCAUACCUUCAUACAUCCAAACAUGCAUACAUACACUGGACAAUAAAAUGUACUCACUAGUAAGCCUUUCAUGUGGAUGGUUUGAGGCUUUUUUAAAUGAUAUUUUUACUUGUGGUACAUUGGUGUGGGGAUAAAAACCUAGUUAAUAUGUACAAAGCUGUAACAGUUCACUUAUAGAAAGCUGCUUUACAGUGUCAUUAGAAAAUAUUCAGACCCCUUCACUUCCUCCACAUUUUGUUGUGUUAAACUUAAUUUAUAGUUGGUAAAAUAUUUUUUGACAUAAUGACAUUUUAGAAAGGUGCCAAUUCAUUGAAAAUGAAGAACUGCAAUUUCUCAUGUCCAGAUUGAGCUCUGAUGUAUCAUGUGUCCCUUGAUCAUCCUUGUAACAUUUCUAGAACUAGGUUGGAGUCAACCUGAAACAAAUGAAAUUGAUUAGACAUGUUGUAGGAAGUCACAUGUCUUGUCUAUUUAAGGUCCCACACUUCACAGUGGAUGUCAGAACAAAAACCCAGUCAUAAAGUCUAAA
Messenger RNA from Esox lucius (northern pike), 2017 nucleotides. RefSeq names its product makorin, ring finger protein, 2 (gene mkrn2). The record is from RefSeq and is a predicted model, not a curated record. The coding region runs from base 97 to 1407 and encodes 436 amino acids. Lineage: Eukaryota; Metazoa; Chordata; Actinopteri; Esociformes; Esocidae. Gene Ontology annotation, molecular function: metal ion binding; ubiquitin protein ligase activity. Gene Ontology annotation, biological process: protein polyubiquitination. The transcript is spliced from 8 exons.